Molecule: messenger RNA, 1068 nt
Organism: Phlebotomus papatasi
Lineage: Eukaryota; Metazoa; Arthropoda; Insecta; Diptera; Psychodidae
Product: transcription initiation factor TFIID subunit 3-like
Exons: 1
Coding region: 1-1068 (355 amino acids)
Source: RefSeq, a predicted model, not a curated record
AUGAAGUGCUCGGAGAUCCGGGAGGCAGUCAGUCAAGGAAAGUUUUGGAAGUCGGAAGCACCAGCACCAGGAGCUCACCAAAGCACCAAAGUGGACCAGCAGCGGAAGAAAGAGAAGGAGGGCUCUUCCCGAAGGCGUUCCCAUCACCGUCGCAAGGAGAGAGGGAGCAGGAGAGCCAGCCGAAGCAGAGAGAGAAGUUCCCCAGUGGGCCAUCGGCAUCGCUCUCCCCAUCGGGAUCGGCGUGAGCCUCCCCGCUCGAGUAUCGUGGUGCCCGAGAGGAAGCCGAAGCAAGCAUCCCAUCGUAGCCGGGAGCUACCCACGCUUCUUCUGCCCGAGAGGAAGCCGAAGGAGGUCUUCGAGUCCACUCGGGAGCUACCAAAGCCUGUUCAGCCGGAGAAGAAGCCCGAGAGGGAGCUGAAGGAAGAUUUCGGGGACCCCCGGGAGAUAUUCAAGACUCCCAACGCACCUAAGCGGGAGAGAGAACCAACAUCCGGUGAGUGGAAGAGGCUGAAGGCAGAGGUGUCAGUACCGGCUUUAAUUAGCCCGUUGCCGCCCACUCCUGCUGCUGGAGGCGGACAAGCCACACGUUCCGCCGAGACUGGACGAGAGUCAAAACCACCACGCGCCCCACAUUUCCUACCACGUGUUCCACGUGGUCCAGUCCGGGAAGGCGAGGUGACACCGCCCCGACGACCAGGUCAGGCCCCGAAGGCUCCAGCGCCUGCUUCACCGGAGGAGAGUACCCGGCGGCUUCCACAUACUCCGCCAAGGUUUGUUCCGGGCCAGGGAGAGAGUGGGCGUGAGACAGUCUACCCACCAGCACUUGAGCGACGGUCUCCGUGGAGUCGAGCAUUGUUCCGGGCUCACUAUUUGGCCCUCCGCCUGGCUAUUGAGUGGGGCUAUCGUCCUCGUCCCCCCACCUGGCCACGCUUUGCUGCCGCAGAGCUCCGGCGGCCGAGCAACAACUUCCGCGCCGUGCUCGAAGCCUUCCGGCGAAUCACAUACCCCCCUCAGGGGGAAGAAGAUCUGUGGCACCCCCCGGCAACACCCGACUCAACAAAUCAAUGA